This is a messenger RNA of Mixia osmundae IAM 14324, 629 nucleotides long. RefSeq lists its product as uncharacterized. The transcript is spliced from 3 exons. Lineage: Eukaryota; Fungi; Basidiomycota; Mixiomycetes; Mixiales; Mixiaceae. The record is from RefSeq and is a predicted model, not a curated record. Bases 49 to 459 code for a protein of 136 amino acids. Gene Ontology annotation, molecular function: structural constituent of chromatin; protein heterodimerization activity; DNA binding. Gene Ontology annotation, cellular component: nucleosome.
CCUCGCUUUCAAGAAGUCUCUAACAAACCCAAAGCCGAUCAAGCAGAAAUGGCACGAACAAAGCAAACCGCCCGCAAGUCCACCGGUGGCAAGGCCCCUCGCAAGCAGCUCGCUGCCAAGGCCGCUCGCAAGUCAGCACCCUCGACCGGUGGUGUCAAGAAGCCUCACCGUUAUCGCCCUGGUACUGUCGCUCUCCGUGAAAUCCGUCGCUACCAGAAGUCGACUGAGCUCCUCAUCCGCAAGCUUCCUUUCCAGAGACUUGUUCGUGAGAUCGCUCAGGACUUCAAGACCGACCUGCGAUUCCAAUCGUCGGCAGUCCUCGCUCUUCAGGAAUCAUCAGAGGCCUACCUCGUCUCGCUGUUCGAAGACACCAACUUGGCUGCCAUCCACGCCAAGCGUGUCACCAUCCAGCCCAAGGACAUCUCGCUUGCACGUCGUCUCCGUGGCGAACGCUCUUAAAGAAGCGUCUCGAGCUCUGUCGGGUUUGUCUGACCAAUGCGAGAAAGUUCUUCGAGCAAGGGCUAGGCAUACGCUUCAGUUGGCCAUAACACUUCGUCUUUCGCUCUUGUCAUCCAUUACAUGCACUGUUGGCACAACUCGUGUCUUUCUUGAGAGCGACUGAAUCAAGA